Messenger RNA from Octopus bimaculoides (California two-spot octopus), 871 nucleotides. RefSeq names its product glutathione peroxidase-like. Lineage: Eukaryota; Metazoa; Mollusca; Cephalopoda; Octopoda; Octopodidae. The record is from RefSeq and is a predicted model, not a curated record.
UAUAUAAAUAGUGUGAGAGGGGGAAGAGAGAGAGAACCGCUCUGUGUCCUGCGGUUGUGUUUGACUCCGUCGAUGCGAAAAUGUUGAACACUUUGAGUCGGGUCUUCUUGACCGGAUUCUUGGCGGCCAAACCGCUUUCUUGUAAUUUAUCAACCAACCCUUUGACAGCUAAAACCAUCUACGAGUUUUCUGCCAAGACUAUUGAUGGACAAGAAGUGUCCCUGGAGAAAUACCGGGGCCAUGUGGCCAUAAUUGUCAACGUUGCAAGCAAAUGAGGCUUAACUCCCUCUAACUACACACAGUUAGAGGAACUUUAUCAAAAGUAUAGUGAGUCUAAGGGUCUUCGUAUUCUAGCCUUCCCAUGUAACCAAUUUGCUUCCCAGGAACCUGGAACUAACGAAGAGAUCAAAGAUUUUGUUAGUAAAAAAUAUCAAGUUUCUUUUGAUAUGUUCAGUAAAAUAGACGUGAAUGGCAAGUCAGCUCACCCUUUGUGGAUAUUUUUGAAAAAAGAACAGCCUGGAUUUCUAACUGAUGGCAUCAAAUGGAAUUUGACCAAAUUCCUCAUCAACAAAGAAGGUGUUCCUGUGAAACGUUAUGGUCCAAAAACAGCCCCAAAGGAAAUAGAAAAAGACUUGGCUAUUUAUUGGUAACCAAACCCCUUACUCUCUCAGACUGACAUUCUAUGGUGUUGACUAUUCUGACGUAACUUAUGAAGGAAGUUUCCUAAAACCAUUCCUUGGUAGAAAACUCCUGAUUUCUCUGGUUUCUCUCAUUUUGGUCAACACUGUUUUGAUGUCUGUCUGUUUGUCCCUCCUUCACUUCAUUAAUUUUUUUUUUUUUUUAUUCAAUUAAAACAAAAAUAGUUCAGUCA